This is a messenger RNA of Amoebophrya sp. A25, 507 nucleotides long. Lineage: Eukaryota; Dinophyceae; Syndiniales; Amoebophryaceae. The record is from the annotation of a GenBank genome assembly.
GAGAGGAUCAAGAUCAUGAGGAGGACGAUGACGCGGAAGAUUACACUAUAACACAUGGUGAGUCAAGAACGGUUGGAACAGUUGACGUAAACAACGAACAGUCGUUGAAGAAGGAGCAGGGUGCUGUUCGUGUUGAGCACACCGAGGAUUGUGCCCCUCUAGAAGCGACCAGAGCCGGUGAGUCGAAAUUACCGUAUUUUGGUCAGCAAGAAAAGUCGCCGAGGGCGAAUGCAGAAGAAGCCGCGGAACAGAAGACCACUGAUCAUGGAGCAGGAGGUACUUCCUUGGAUCGUUUUCGUUGAUGUUUUUCAUCGACAAUGAGAAUAUGUUGUAUAUCAGUCGGUUGCUAAUAAUUCUGCUCUUGGUAGUUGUAGUAGUUCUAGAUCUAGAAGAUGACCGUCAGGAGCGAAUCUAAGUAUCUGACAACACAACAGCUGGUGCGUCGUCGGCAGCUGCAGCUGUUGAGGAGAAUGGUCUGAAGCAGCCUGUAACACCACCUGUCGGAAC